AUGUCAAAUUCUAUUGUCCAAGCAUUUAAGAGCUUGAAUGUUUCUUCGGCACAUAGUGUAUCGGAGCAUGAAACAAUAUACGAUGUAUCUUACCAAUAUUUGUCAAAUAUCAAAGAGUUUAAUGACUUAAUAUCUUUUCAUAAUUGUCUUGUUGCAUUAAUUAAUUUAGAUAGAUAUCACAAAGCUCUUGAAUUGAUCAGACAAGUUCCAGAGGAUGUGCAUAUCGAAUUUGUCCUUGAAAAAGCAUAUAUCUAUUACAAAACCGGCAACUCUAGAUUAUUGUUAGACAUCUACAAUAGCAAUGAUUUUUCCAAUAACCCUAUAUUGUCGAGAGCUUUGAAACACAUCUUAGCGCAAGACUACUAUAGAAACGGUAAUAAUGCAAAAGCCUUAGAAUUGUACGUGCAAUUGAUUCAAUCUAAUAAGGAGAUUGAUAAUUCGUUGGACUUAUCAUGCAAUGAAAGGGCAAUUAUUCACCAACAGAACUUAAUGGAUUCUAUUGAUAUCCCAUCGUUGACUAAUUCUUCAAUUGAGGAAUCAUACGAUUUAUUAUUUAAUGACUCUUUAGUUCAUUUGUCUAAAGGAGAAUAUGCUACUGCAUUAGUCUUACUUAACAAGGCAGAACAGAAAUGUCAGGAUCAGAGUGACUUAUUGCACGAAGAUGUGUUGUUGGAGUUGGCUCCAAUAAAAUUAACUAUAGCUUACAUUUACCAAUUUACUAAUAAGACGGAAGAAGCAUUGAAAAUUUUAAAGGAAUUAGAACUUGAACCAAUUAAUGAUUUAAUUGUCAAGUUGAUCUUAUCAAAUAAUCAUUUUUCAAUAACGGGUAAGAACAGCGAUAAUCUUAACUUUAUGCAUCGUGAAUUAAACUACCAAUAUAACUUACAUCACUUACAACAAAAGUUAACAAAGCCACAAUAUCAUGUUUUAGUUAAGAAUCACUUGUUAUUGUCAUUCUUUUCAGGAAGUUUAUCAAAUAAGUCUUCCUACUUAAAUUCUAAAUCAAUAAAUCAAUGGUUAGAUGAUUUCCCGGGUGAUUACACACCUGUUAUGUACAAGGUGCUAAUCAAGUUAGGUAUCGAUAUUAACGAUAUUUCAAACUCGUUAAAUCACAAGCAAAUUUCAAAGAAAUUAUUUAAAUUUGUCUCAGCCAAUAACGUGGACCAACAGGUAAUUGCAGCUACAUUGUUAUUGGUUUUCAUAAAUUCAAAGCAAAAUCGUUUUGAUCAAUCUAUGAUUGCUUUGGAAAAAAUAAGCAAUUAUCAAUUCGACAACGAAAAAGUUUUGCCAGGGUUGAUUGGUAUUUUGAUUAAGCUCUAUGAGCAACUAAACUUGACCAAGAAUUUGGAAGCAUUAUUUAGUAGACUUGUGGAGCAUUUUACGGGUACUGAUCAAAAAUUAAUCAAAGACGAUAUAAAUUACUACGACUUUGUCAAGAUCAUUGGGUUCAAAUUAUUGAUUCUUCAAAAUGAAAGUUCAUCUAAAUUGUUUAGCUUAUUAAAUAAGGUUAAUCCUGAUGAUGAGCUUGUUUCCACCGUUUUAAAUAACUCCUCCCCCUCAAAUUUAUCACCAAUUUCAAAAUUAACCUCCUCCACCCCAUCAGUCGACGAAUUAUUAGCAACAAGUAUCGAAACCUUGAUUCCAAUCAGAGAACAACAAAAACCUAUCACCAAACUAAAACCUGCUGUAAACAAGGUCACGAAGAAAACCAGGAAACCAAAAUUUUCUUCCUCGAAGGUUGUGAAACCUGAAGCAGAAUUUAAUCCUGAAUCGUUAGACAAGGAAAGAUGGUUACCUAUGAAGGUUAGAUCUUACUACAAACCAUCUAAGAAGGAAUUAAAGAAGAAACUGGGCGGACAUCAAGGUGCUGUAGAAACCCAAUCUGCUGCGCCAGUUACUGCAUCAAAUGCAACCAAUACAAGUUCUAAUAAAAACAAGAAGAAGAAAAAGAAGGGAAAGAAAUAA
This is a messenger RNA of Debaryomyces fabryi, 1965 nucleotides long. Its product is annotated as signal recognition particle subunit. Bases 1 to 1965 code for a protein of 654 amino acids. The transcript has a single exon. Gene Ontology annotation, biological process: SRP-dependent cotranslational protein targeting to membrane. NCBI's taxonomy places the organism in Eukaryota, Fungi, Ascomycota, Pichiomycetes, Serinales, Debaryomycetaceae. The record is from RefSeq and is a predicted model, not a curated record. Gene Ontology annotation, cellular component: signal recognition particle, endoplasmic reticulum targeting. Gene Ontology annotation, molecular function: 7S RNA binding; protein binding; ribosome binding.